Messenger RNA from Adineta ricciae, 735 nucleotides. The record is from the annotation of a GenBank genome assembly. Lineage: Eukaryota; Metazoa; Rotifera; Eurotatoria; Adinetida; Adinetidae.
AUGGUUAAGAGACACUAUAGAGGACGAAACAAAAUCAUCCUAUUGGUCGACCGACGACCAAUCAGACUUUCUCUACAAGAAAAUUCAUCGGAAUCGGACAAUGAAGAACGUGCAUCGACGGAUGAGAGUAAAAACGACCGAGUAAGAUUAUUUCCACACGAAGAAGGCAAUUGGGCAUUGUCAAUUUAUGCGUUUGUCGAUUGUUCAUCACAUAUGGAUACGAUGAUUGAUGAUUUAUUGGAGAUUUUCAAUGAAAAACAGGAGAUAUGGAAGCGUUUGGGAGAGUUGCAUUUAAGCUUAUCGAAAACAUUUCCUAUUCGUUUUCUUCACAUUGAGUCGAUUCGAAAAAGUCUUCAAGAUGAACUGACAACGUCAAUGAACAGAUUCGCGACACACAUCGAGAAUGUCACGAUAUUAAACAACGAGGAUAGUUCCACCUCGUUUUUAGUAUUUACAGUUGAUCAGCAUCGGCAAAUUUCUCGACUAGUUGAAAUUGUUGAUAAGAUACUCAAAGAACAUCGAUAUCCUUGUUAUUACAAAAACCCAUGUUUUCACGUCAGUUUCGCAUAUUCAACCGCUAAUAAUCGGCAAGAAAAGCUACCGUUAGAUUGGCAGGAAAAAUGUCAGUCGAUUUUUAAACAAUAUCAAUGUCAACCGAGUUCCAUGAUGAUACCUAUUGAUGAUAUUUGUUUGAAAGCAGGCAAACGUGUUUAUCAUUUGACGAAAUCUUCAUGA